Phyllostomus hastatus (greater spear-nosed bat) is the source of this 1959-nucleotide messenger RNA. It is a transcript of the gene KRT78, whose product is annotated as keratin 78. NCBI's taxonomy places the organism in Eukaryota, Metazoa, Chordata, Mammalia, Chiroptera, Phyllostomidae. Gene Ontology annotation, molecular function: structural constituent of skin epidermis. Gene Ontology annotation, cellular component: keratin filament. Gene Ontology annotation, biological process: intermediate filament organization; keratinization. The transcript is spliced from 8 exons. The record is from RefSeq and is a predicted model, not a curated record. Bases 191 to 1807 code for a protein of 538 amino acids.
UCUCCAGGCGUGUCAGAAUAGGUCAGCUGGAGCCAGUGGCAGACACAGUCAGGCUAAGAGCAUCUUGCUCUCCAAGGCCCAGCCCAGGCAAGGGAGGGGAUAAAAGUCUUGUGCCGGGGCCUCAGGGCAGGAACUCACACACCUUGACUCUCCUCUGUCUGUCUGCAGCUUGUGACUUUGGGUCCCUGCCAUGUCUCUUUCUCCCUGCCGGGCCCAGAGGGGCUUCAGUGCGAGCUCAGCCUGUUCUGCCCUCUCCAGGGGCAGAGGCAGGAGUAGCUUCAGCAGCAGGAGCCUCAGUUCCUUUGGGAGAUGCCGAGGAAGCUCUCGUGGAAUGGCCUGGGGGUCAGGGGGAAGGCUGGGGGUGCGGUUUGGGCAGGGGAGUGGUGGGCCUGGGCUUUCCCUGUGCCCUCCAGGGGGCAUCCGGGAAGUGACCGUCAACCAGGCUCUGCUGUCGCCAUUGAAGAUUGAGAUUGACCCCCAGUUCCAGGUGGUGAGGACUCAGGAGACCCAAGAGAUCAGAACCCUCAACAACCAGUUUGCUUCCUUCAUUGAUAAGGUGCGGUUCCUAGAACAGCAGAACAAGGUCCUGGAGACCAAGUGGGAGCUGCUGCAGCAGCUGGGGGUGAGUGACAGCCCUCGGGGCCUGGAGUCUUUCUUCGAGGACUUCCUGGCCCAGCUCAGAAAGCAGCUGGAGGAGCUCCAGAGACAACGAGGGGCUCUGGACGCCGAGCUGAAGUUCUGCCAGGACCAGGAGGAGGAGUACAAGGCCAAGUAUGAACAGGAGGCCCACAAGCGGGCCACUGUCGAGAAUGACUUUGUGGUUCUCAAAAAGGAUGUGGACGAGGUGUUCCUGAGCAAGAUGGAAUUGGAUGGCAAGCUGGACACUCUGAGGGAGUACAUUUGCUUCUUGAGGCGUCUGUAUGAAGAAGAGCUGGGUCAGCUCCAGACCCAGGCCAGCGACUUGUCCGUGGUGCUGUCCAUGGACAACAACCGCUGCCUGGACUUUAGUGAAAUCAUCGCCGAGGUCCGUGCCCGGUACGAGGAGAUCGCUCAGACCAGCAAAGCUGAGGCCGAGACGUUGUACCAGACCAAGUACCAGGAACUUCAGGCGUCUGCCCAGCUGCAUGGGGACAGCAUGAAGGACACCAAAAUCCAGAUCUCUCAGCUGCAGCAGGACAUUCAGAGACUGCAGAGUCAGAUUGAGAACCUCAAGAAGCAGAAUGCCAACCUGGAGGCCAAUGUGGCAGAUGCUGAGCAGCGUGGGGAGCUGGCUCUUAAAGAUGCUCAGACCAAGCUGGCUGAACUGGAGGCCGCUCUGAGAACCACCAAGCAGCAUAUGGCCCAGCUGUUGCGUGACUAUCAGGAGCUGAUGAGCACAAAGCUGGCCCUGGAUGUGGAGAUCGCCACCUACCGCAGGCUGCUGGAGGGCGAGGAGUGCAGGAUGUCUGGGGAAUGUACCAGCCAGGUCACUAUCUGUGAGUAUCAGGGGAUUUUGGGAGAAGGGUCCCCAUGGGGACCCAAGGACCCUGCUGUGACCCUGGUGUAUUUCUUGGCAGCCAUGGGGGGAGGCAGCGCCAUCCUGCCUGGAGGAGCUUGUGAUAGCGCUUGUGGACUUGGAGGUGGAAAAGGCACUUUUGGGUCCAGCUGCUUCAGCGUCGUGACUGGAGGCUCCAGCGUGGUCCUGGGCUCAGGGCAGGGCCCUGUUAUGGGCUCUUGCUCUGUGUCUGGCUCUGGCUCGGGCUCUAGCUGCCACACCAUCCUGAAGAAAACAGUUGAGUCAAGUCUCAAGACAUCUGUCACAUACUGAAUGCCAUGGCGACCACCUGCUCCACUGCCUUCCUGAACUCGUUCAGCCCUGGCCCCACCCCUUACCCCCAUCCCUGCGUGUCCAUUUCUGUGUCCACUACCCACAUGGGAUGCUGUAAAAGUCAAUAAAGUCAUGCCUACCUGCUCUUCUGA